Owenia fusiformis is the source of this 2394-nucleotide messenger RNA. The record is from the annotation of a GenBank genome assembly. NCBI's taxonomy places the organism in Eukaryota, Metazoa, Annelida, Polychaeta, Sabellida, Oweniidae.
CUUGAGUGACAAUAACCAGAACAUUUAUUUGUAUAAUAUGAACUAUGUAAUAUAUGAUAUAUUUUACAGUUAAAAAUAUUUGUGUAAUAUUAUUUAUUGAAAAAUUACAAAAAUGUUUUUUGUUAAGUAAGUUUAUAUAAUUUUCAUAAGAUAUAAGAAGAAUGUAAUGUCUGUCAUGGAAAAUGUCCACAUCAUGAAAAUCGAAAAUUGAACAGAUUUUGUUAAAUUACUCAUCACAACAACCAAUAAUGUCAGUUGCCGAAAGAGUGACUUCGAGAAAGAGGGGGAGUCAAAGGAUCAGUAGACCAAGUGAGACUACAGACAUUGAAUCUGAUCUUAUAACAUUCCCACAUGUUCCAAUACAUACAAACAUAUCUCAAACCGAAGACAAUGACUUAGAUGAAAACAAUAAAGAGAUGGAAAGAGUACUAGGACUUAAAGGUGAUAAACUAAAUGUAGCUGUCCUGAUCUUCCUUUAUGUACUACAGGGUAUUCCUCUUGGAUUAGCAGGAAGUAUACCUAUGGUAUUAUCAAGCAGGAAUGUCAGUUAUAAAGAACAAGCACUAUUUAGUUUUGUCUACUGGCCAUUUAGUGUCAAACUUCUAUGGGCUCCUAUAGUUGAUGCUGCUUACUUUCCAAAGUUUGGACGAAGAAAAACCUGGUUGGUCCCAAUACAGUAUCUGAUUGCGUUAUUCAUGUGGACUUUAUCUAAUCAUGUGACAGAUCUGUUAGGUAAUGCUGGGGAUGAAACUUUCCAAGUGGAUGUAAGGACAUUGACAGUAGUUUUCUUUAUGUUGAAUUUCCUAGCUGCAACCCAGGACAUUGCAGUAGAUGGAUGGGCACUUACCAUGUUAGAGAGACGUAAUGUUGGCUGGGCAUCUACCUGCAAUUCAGUUGGUCAAACAGCAGGAUUCUUUCUGGGAAAUGUAGUGUUCCUUGCCCUGGAAUCUGCAGAUUUCUGUAACACGUACCUCCGGUCAGAACCCCAGCCUGAAGGUCUAGUCACUCUAGGAAGCUUCCUCAAGUUCUGGAGCUAUGUCUUCCUGAUAUCAACAACCCUUGUGGCAAUAUUCAAGCAUGAGAAUUCAUCUGAUGAGGAAGAUAAUGAAGGAAUUAUUGACACAUAUAAACUCCUAGGAAAAAUACUUAAAAAACCUGCAAUUAUCUCCCUUAUUGGUAUUCUCCUCACCUGUAAGAUUGGUUUUGCUGCUACCGAUGGUGCCAGUGGCCUGAAACUUAUAGAAGCAGGAGUACCAAGGGAGAAACUGGCACUAUUGGCCAUUCCUAUGGUGCCAAUACAGAUCAUCCUACCCCUCAUCAUUAGUAGAUUUACUGCAGGACCAAAGCCAUUAGAUGUAUUUGUAAAAGCCAUGCCUUAUAGGUUAUGUAUGGGAAUAGUCUUCGCUCUACUUGUUUAUUGGACGUCAAUAGUGAAGCAGUCAUAUGGGGAACAUCCCUUCUGGUACUAUAUUGUACUUCUUAUUGGCUACGCCUUACAUCAGUGCACACUUUACGCAAUGUUUGUUGCCAUAAUGGCAUGGAACGCACGCAUCAGUGACCCUGCAAUCGGUGGAACAUACAUGACAUUAUUAAAUACAAUAACCAACCUUGGUGGCAAUUGGCCUGUAACUUGUGCCUUAUGGUUCAUUGAUUACCUCACUUGGAAGUCAUGCUCAACUGGAGGAACUUGUGAUUCACCAGAUCUCACCAAGACAUGUACGGAGGGAAAAGGAGAGUGUCAUAUCACUACAGAUGGUUACUACAUAGAAACAGCAAUAUGUACAGUCAUAGGAUUCAUCUGGAUACUAUGGAGAAAGAAGAAACUCAGGGAUCUACAGAUAUUGGAGGACUCUGCUUGGAGAUGCACGACGUAAUAUAGAUACAUAUAGGGCUGAUGAUAUUAGAGCAUACACCCGCCUGGAGGUUGUUACCCCUAUUUAUUUUAUACCAUACUGGACUAUUUUGGCUCAUUUAUGUUUGUGUAUUAGUUCAUUUAAUUAAUGAACAUAUUGUAAUUUAUAAAUAAAGAUUACAGUUGAUAAAUACAGUUCACUUUUUGAGCAUUUUUAAAAGUACAGGGUCUGUUCUAAUGUUUUUGAAAGAAAAAGGUGUUCUUUUUUAUUUUAUUUAUUAUUAAAACAGUCAUAUGUCAUUCACGUAGGGUUGGCCAUGUCUAAACAUUUUACGGCAGAAAUGUUCUUUUAUCAUAACUUCUGCUUCAAACUUAUUGCAUUCCUGUGGCACAAGUUCAUGUUAUGUAUGCUGUUUUGUAAACAUUACAGUUUUUUAUGUACCAUUACUUAAUGGACCAAGUCUCUGAUAUUGUAUCACCAUCAACUGAAUUAUUUUGUAAUAUAACAAGUAAAGAACGUGUCAAAUCAAGCUCAUAUUUAA